UCCUAACCGCGUUCCACUUAAUUAAUCCCAAUCCCUAAUCCCCUUCCAAUUUGAUUCCCUUCUUCGUCCCCUUCUUCUCCGUCUCCUUUGAUCUCUCUCUCCUUGCGUUUCAUAUAUCGACGCAAAGAUCGCAGCUCUUGUGCCCCUUUCUCCGUUUCGUUUCCUCUCUUGAAGUCUCUCGAAUUCCCGUCCUUCUCCUUGUUCUGCCGUUUUCCGUUACCAAUCCCGCCGGAUUUUUCUCCGGCCGCCUCCAAUUGGAUUCUAGGGUUCAAUUGGGAUUUCUAGCCGCUAGAAUUAGGGUUUCUUUAGUCUUCUAGGGUUUGUACAAAUGUUGGGAACGGACUUGCAGUUCGGGCGCGGCCAUGGCGAGGAUCUGUUCUACAACCCCGUCAGGGCUCGCCGGAGUCGCCACCACCACCAGCAGCACUACCAGCAGGGCCCCGAGAAGUCCCGGAACAGCGCCGCCGCCGGAUACUCCCCCGCCCCGCCCCCCGCUCCGAACGACAAGGCCAUGGUGGUGGUCCCGGAGUUCCGGGAGCCGGAGAAGCGGGCCAGAUUGGAGGAAGAACCGUCGAAGCCGGUGGCUUCGCACGCCUCGUCACCAGCCGCCGCGGCGAUAACUUCUCCCUGUAAUCUACAUCGGUUCUUGGAGUCCACAACUCCAUCGGUCCCGGCUCAGUAUCUUUCCAAGAUGAGGAUGAGGGGUUGGAGGACUUGCGAUGUGGAGUUCAGGCCGUAUUUUGCUUUGGGGGAUCUCUGGGAGUCUUUCAAGGAGUGGAGCGCGUAUGGUGCCGGUGUUCCUCUGGUUCUGAAUGGCAGUGAUAGCGUUGUUCAGUAUUAUGUGCCGUAUUUGUCAGGCAUUCAGUUAUACGGUGAAUCAAGUACGCCAUCCAUCAAUUCUAGGCGAGCUGGCGAGGAGAGUGAUGGUGAUUAUUAUCGAGAUUCUAGUAGUGAUGGAAGCAGUGAUUAUGAACAUGAAAAAGGCUUGAAGUACUCAAGGGCAUGGAGUCCAAACCAUCUUACUAGUACCUCCAAUUUAAGGAUGGAUAGGCUGUCUUUGAAAGAGAAACAUGUAGCCUCACAAGAAGGAUUUUCAAGUGAUGAUGGUGAUUCUGGAAAUUCUCAAGGUCGCUUGCUCUUUGAGUUCCUUGAACAGGAUCCUCCAUACAUUCGGGAACCAUUGGCUGAUAAGGUUUCUGUUCUUGCACGAUGUUUUCCUGAAUUAAAGACACUUAGGAGUUGUGAUUUGCUGCCAUCUAGUUGGAUUUCUGUGGCAUGGUACCCUAUAUACCGGAUACCAACUGGACCAACACUAAGGGAUCUGGAUGCUUGUUUUCUCACCUUCCAUUAUCUUUCUACACCAGUGAGAGGUGCUGGUAGUGCCCCUGGUCCUGUAAUUACCUAUCCUCGGGGGGUUGAGGGUGUUCCGAAGAUCUCUCUUCCUAUUUUUGGUCUAGCCUCUUACAAGUUCAAAAGUACCAUAUGGACUCCUAGUGGAGGUGAGAGGCAACUUGUAAACUCCCUGCUGCAAGCAGCUGAUGACUGGCUGCGUCAAUACCAUGUUGAUCACCCGGAUUACCGGUUCUUUGCUUCACAUGGUGUAUGCCGGAGAUAAAACUUGCGGAGUACUUCUAAUUUCCCUUUAAAUUUCAUUAGGAACCAGCUAAUCGUGGAAGGUAGGAUGGUUACUCAUCUUGCAGGCCCAUCAUUAUUUUAGUAGGCCUUUGCAUUUGUGUCUCGUUCGGUCAUUACAGAAGUAGAAUGGAAGGACAUCUGAUAUAAAAUAGAGGGGAAAAAAAAGCAAAAUAAAAGGAAGGAAAUGGGAAUUAAGAUCUCAUAUGAUGGAAAAGUUUCCCCCAAAAAAAAGGACUUUUUACGUGAAACGGAUUGAAACCUGAAGAAAAAUUGGUGGAAGGAAGGUGCGUCAUUUACAGAAUCUGAUGGGAUAUGAUGGAUGAUGGCAGAAAAGGGGUGGAAGUUUGUGUGGUUCUUUUGCACAGAUACCCAAAUAAAUGGACGCGAGUUUUUUUGUAUGUCCUGAUAAGUCAGCAACCUGUGCCUAAAUUAACAUUGUUGGCAUAUCUAAUGAUGCCCCUCUGUUCUCCAUCUCAAUUUGACUUUGUUUGUAGUAUGAUGAUAACUUUUAAAUGCAUUAAAAACUAGAUUUAGAUA
Phoenix dactylifera (date palm) is the source of this 2172-nucleotide messenger RNA. RefSeq lists its product as uncharacterized. NCBI's taxonomy places the organism in Eukaryota, Viridiplantae, Streptophyta, Magnoliopsida, Arecales, Arecaceae. The record is from RefSeq and is a predicted model, not a curated record.